UGCCACUGCCACUGCCAUUGCCAUUGCCAUUGCCACUGCCACUGCCACUGCCACUGCCACAGACCCACAGCAACAUAGAUUCUAUUCGUCAAGUAUAUGAUGCAGCAUUAGUGAAAAGAGCAUUCAAAACUUGUCACCAACAUUGCAGCACUGUAUAGGUCUGAGGAUACUGAGUUCUAUAGGUGGCUAAGAAGGAGAGACUGUGAAGCACCUCUUACAAUUAUUUUUGCUGAUGCUCUAUAUGUGAGUGUACAGAGAGAAAGAGCCAAAAGAAAACUUACAGACACAACUGAGGGAAAUGGGACAGCAGUUGGAAAAUGUGCGGAGGGAAAAACAGCAGCAAGAAGAAAACUCACAAAGACAAUUGAGGAAGAUGGAACAACGUUUGGCGAGAAUGGAACAACAACUGAGAGAACAAGGAAGAAUAUUGAGCGAAAAAGAGUUUCAAGAGGGCAUCUUACAUAAACAGCUGAGAGAAAGAGACCAACAAGAAGAGAACUUACAAAGACAAUUGAGGGAGAUGGAACAGCAGUUGGCGAGAAUGGAACAACAAUUGAGAAAAAAAGAAAGGCUAUCGAGCGAAAGGGAACAGCAAUUGACAAUUUUCCAAGAAGCAUUGAGCGAAAAAGAGGUUCAAGAGGCCAUCUUACGUAAACAGCUGAGAGAAAGAGACCAACAGGAAGAGAACUCACGAAGACAAUUAAGGGAGAUACAAGAACAGCUGAGAGCGAAGGGCGACCAAGAAGCGAAUUUACAGAGACAGCUAAGGGAGAUGGAACAACAGUUGACAAACUCAGAAGGACAAUUUCGGGUAAAAGAGGAGGAAACGGCUAACUUACAGGAACAAGUGACUACCUUAGAACGGCAGCUGAGGGUAAAAGACCAGGAAGUGAAUGAAUUGGAGAUGACUCUUUUAACAGCUCAGCAAACACUUAGUGAACAUCAACGUCGACAGGCCACACCUGAUUGGGUCAUUUCUCGUCAUCAAAUUCAGUUGACAGAUAAACUACUUGGUAGGGGAGGCUGGGGAAGUGUUGUCGAGGGGAAAUAUUGUGGCUGUUCUGUUGCCGUGAAGCAAAUCCAUGAGUUGAUUCUUUCUCCACACAACCGGAGUUUAUUUGAACGAGAAAUGGACAUUGCUGCCAGAUGCCGCCAUCCUUGUUUGCUGCAGUUCAUUGGAGCAUCCAAUGACGAGGGAAGUCCUCUGUUUGUAACAGAGCUUAUGGAAUUAAGUUUACGAGCACUGUUAGAACAGAGACCUCUCUCUUCCACAGAAGUCUCCAUUAUUUCUUUGGAUGUGGCUCGUGCAUUAAACUACCUUCACCAAAAGAAACCUUCUCCAAUUAUUCACCGUGACAUCAGCAGUGCUAAUGUGUUGCUAUGGCGACAGGGUGACCAAUGGCGAGGCAAAGUGUCCGAUUAUGGUACUGCAAACUUUAUGCAGCAUACCAUGACAGUUAGCCCUGGGGCUAUGAUUUACAUUGCUCCGGAAGCACUAACUUCAAAACAAACAGUCAAGGUCGAUGUGUACAGUUUCGGCGUUCUUCUCUGUGAAAUGUGCAUCCAGGAGUUACCAGAUCCUGAAAGGCGUGUUCAACAAAUCGCAAUGAUGACAAAUCGCCUGCUUCGAGCCCUCAUACGGAGAUGUCUGCAAUCAGAUCCUAAAGCGAGACCAAAUAUGGAAGAGAUUAUUAAGGAUCUCGGAGACCCAGUUUAAUGGCAUAUCGUAGCUACAGUCAAACCAGUAUUAGGUGGACACCCUCAGGACCCUUGCUAGUGUCCGCUCAAUACAAGGCGUCUGCCAAAAACAGCCUUAAAAGGGUGAAAUACCAUCAUCUUGAGCGGUCGUUAACUCUGAAAUAACGUAUUUCCAUAAACAAGGACAACUAAGUGAGUCACAAGUUUAUGGGAUCGUUUAAGCUUUAUUAGCAGAUGUUAAGCGAUUUAAGUAUACAGUAACAGUAUCUAUAUUGAUUGAAUUAUGUGAAGGUUCACACAACCAAACAAGAAUAAAAAUUCUGUAAAAGCAAAAACGAAUAAUGAACUGUCGCAUUUCAGUGACAGCUCUUUCUCGGCAAACUAAAAUGGCCGGUCUAUAAAAACAUGAACAAAAAACGUGCGUAAAUGUGGCGAAAAAAUGGGACUUGUGCUGCUGUCUGCUAAAUAGAAGGUGUCCCCUUAAUAUGGGGUCCGCUUAAUACAGGUUUGACUUUAUGGCCAGACUACUUUCCAGUUUGAUUUUCCCUCCAGUAUUUUUCUUUUUUUUUGGCAUAAGGUUUCUUCAGCAAAUGGGACUUGUGCUGCUGCCUGCUAAUAGAAGGUGUCCGCUUAAUAUGGGGCCCGCUUAAUACAGGUUUGACUGUUUGCCAGACUACUUUCAAGUUUGAUUUUCCUUCCAGUACAGUUUUAUUUUUUGGAUUAAGGUUUCUUCAGCAACUUACACAUUGGUAUUUUUUUUUUGCCAUAACUAGUUAGUUAAAAGAAGUUUUUUUAGUUUAGUAAAUUAUUAUUAAGGAUUUUAUCAAAGAAAAUAGUUUAUCAUAUUUUUGAGCGAGAUCUUGGUAGCAUUUAGUGUAGGUAAACGUCAGCGUUUGUUUUCGUUUUGUUUUGAGAAAAAAACGAAUUAACGGACUGGAUCACAAAUUGGCUAUUUCAGUAACCAAUUGCGUUAACGGUCACGUUGUGUAAGGUGUCUCCAAGCCGGAGGGAUAUAGGCAGGGAUCAGGUCAGGAAAAUGAUUUAAGAUAUCAUGAAAGAUCAACAUAUAGUUUAAUAGCCCUGUUCACGGCAAACCUUUCUGCCAUGCAUUACAGUAUAAUCCAGCACGUAUGUAAGGAAAUUUCGGGCAAAUGAGGAAAGCUGACCAUGUAAGGACCACCAGUGUUGUCACCACAGAAUUCUGUCAAGAAAACAAUUUUUUAACAGGUUUUAACAGUUUUAAGCGAUCGUGUGAUUUCACGCUUAUAUAAAGCUGUGAAUUACAAUUUUUCAGUGACGUUUUUGAUACAUCGAUAUGUAACGUUCUUUUAUCUAUCGCAUUUCCCUAACUAAAGUUUUCCAAACCUUAUCAAGUUUACAUUCUGAUCCAGCUCCAAUCCAGCAGAAGAGAAAGAAGUUAUUUCCAGGCAUAUCUAAAUGCUAACUUAACAUAUAGGAAAUGGCUAUAUAUAGCUUGUAUGAAGGCUUGAUUAAGAAUUCAUUUUCAUUUUGUAAUAAUAAGUAAGUAAUAAGUAUUACCAAGAACCAUAAUCGGGGACGGAGACUGUAAGCGCGUGCCAUUUCUAGUAUUGGGGUUGUCC
Messenger RNA from Orbicella faveolata, 3299 nucleotides. RefSeq lists its product as uncharacterized. Gene Ontology annotation, biological process: protein phosphorylation; necroptotic signaling pathway. Gene Ontology annotation, molecular function: protein kinase activity; ATP binding. The record is from RefSeq and is a predicted model, not a curated record. Lineage: Eukaryota; Metazoa; Cnidaria; Anthozoa; Scleractinia; Merulinidae.